Molecule: messenger RNA, 1326 nt
Organism: Magnolia sinica
Lineage: Eukaryota; Viridiplantae; Streptophyta; Magnoliopsida; Magnoliales; Magnoliaceae
Product: probable dolichyl-diphosphooligosaccharide--protein glycosyltransferase subunit 3B
Exons: 1
Coding region: 90-1115 (341 amino acids)
Cellular component (GO): oligosaccharyltransferase complex
Source: RefSeq, a predicted model, not a curated record
CCUCCACCAAAAAGUGCAGGCACUAGAUCUCUGGUCCAUCAAAACUCCCCCAAAAUAACCCCAAAAAGACCAAAAUACCCAAACCAAAAAUGAAAAUCCCCAUCCAAUCCCUCCUCCUCCUCUUCCUCUUCAUCCUCCACACCUCCGCCACCGAUUCGACCAUCGAUUCCGAUCGAGUGGCUGAAUUACUCUCCCUCCAGACCAGCUCCAAGACCGGCGUCAUCCACCUCGACGACUACUCUCUGUCUCGAUUCCUCACCUCAACCUCCACCCCUCGAUCAUACUCCAUCCUCAUCUUCUUCGAUGCGGCCCACCUCCACUCCAACCCAGAUCUCCACCUUCAAUCCCUCCGCUCCGAGUUCGGCCUCGUCGCCUCUUCCUUCAUCUCCCACAAUCGCGACCGUCCAUCCCAAUCCAAGCUCUUCUUCUGCGACAUCGAGUUCAAGGAGUCUCAGUCCUCCUUCUCCCUCUUCGGAGUCAACUCCCUCCCCCACAUCCGCCUCGUUGGGCCCAACGUCAAAAACCUCAAGGAAUCUGUCGCCAUGGACCAGUCCGAUUUCGCCCGCCUCGCCGAGUCAAUGGCCGAGUUCGUCGAGGCCAAGACCAAGCUCUCCGUGGGCUCCAUCGAGCGCCCGCCGAUCGUGUCCAGGAAUCAGCUACUCUUCCUAGCCGCCCUUUUUGUAAUUUCGAUUCCGUUCAUGAUCAAGAAGGUGAUUGCCGGGGAAACCCUUCUCCACGAUUCGAAAGUUUGGCUGGCAUUCGCCAUCUUCAUCUACUUCUUCAGCGUCUCAGGGGCAAUGCAUAACAUAAUCCGGAAGAUGCCCCUAUUUAUGACGGACCGGAAUGAUCCGUCGAAAAUAAUUUUCUUCUAUCAGGGGUCGGGGAUGCAGCUUGGAGCAGAGGGAUUUGCGGUUGGGUUCUUGUAUACGGUGGUGGGGUUGUUGUUGGGGUUUGUGACGCACUUCCUGGUGCGGGUCCAGAAUGGGACUGUCCAGCGGGCAUUCAUGUUUGUGGCAAUCUUGGUUUCGUUCUGGGCAGUGAAGAAGGUGGUGUAUUUGGAUAAUUGGAAGACAGGUUAUGGGAUCCAUGGGUUCUGGCCAUCCAGCUGGAAAUGACAGUAGGCUGCAUUUGGAUGCAUAUCUUGAAAUUCUCGGGUAAGGAUUUUCUGGGUCGAAGCGGAUUCAGUAGCUUUGUUAUGAAUUUUGUUGGAUGGAAUGAUCUCGACCUUCUGAUUAUUAUGUUUUGAUGAUAGUCUUAGUUGGGAUGUUCUAAAUCUUGAAUAGAUGUUAGAAAACUUGCUUUGAUUAAUGAUUUUUUUUUUUCGCA